This is a messenger RNA of Triticum aestivum (bread wheat), 1786 nucleotides long. RefSeq names its product probable beta-D-xylosidase 7. Gene Ontology annotation, molecular function: xylan 1,4-beta-xylosidase activity; alpha-L-arabinofuranosidase activity. The record is from RefSeq and is a predicted model, not a curated record. Bases 110 to 1786 code for a protein of 558 amino acids. Lineage: Eukaryota; Viridiplantae; Streptophyta; Magnoliopsida; Poales; Poaceae. Gene Ontology annotation, biological process: arabinan catabolic process; xylan catabolic process. The transcript is spliced from 3 exons. Gene Ontology annotation, cellular component: plant-type cell wall.
GCUGACGCUGGCGGAGAAGGUGUCGCAGCUGGGGGACGUGGCGGCGGCGGUGCCGCGGCUGGGCGUGCCGGCGUACAAGUGGUGGUCGGAGGGGCUGCACGGGCUGUCCAUGUGGGGCAAGGGCAUGCACUUCACCGGCGCCGUCAAGCAAGUGACCAGCUUCCCGCAGGUGCUGCUCACCACCGCCUCCUUCGACGAGAAGAUCUGGUACUUCAUCGGCCAGGCGAUCGGCGUGGAGGCGCGGGCGUUGUACAACAUCGGGCAGGCGGAGGGGCUCACCAUCUGGUCGCCGAACGUGAACAUCUACCGGGACCCGCGGUGGGGGCGCGGCCACGAGACCCCCGGCGAGGACCCGAUCACGGUGAGCAAGUACGCCGUCGCCUUCGUGAGGGGCCUGCAGGGGCCCUCGCCGACGACGCUGCAGACCUCGGCGUGCUGCAAGCACGCCACCGCCUACGACCUGGACGACUGGCGCGGCACCGUCCGCUACAGCUUCAACGCCAGGGUGAGCCCCCAGGACCUGGCCGACACCUUCAACCCGCCGUUCAGGAGCUGCGUGAGCGAAGGGCAGGCCAGCUGCGUCAUGUGCGCCUACACCUCCGUCAAUGGCGUCCCCGCCUGCGCCGACUACAACCUCCUCACCAAGACGUUCAGGGGGGAAUGGGGGUUGAAGGGGUACGUGGCCUCCGACUGCGACGCGAUCGCGCUGGUGCACGACGGGCAGCACUUCAGGCCCACGCCGGAGGACACGGUGGCCACCACGCUCAAGGCCGGGAUGGACAUGAACUGCGGGAACUACACGCAGGUGCACGGCAUGGCCGCGCUCCGGCAGGGGAAGAUGACGGAGCGGGACGUGGACAAGACGCUCGUCAACCUCUUCUCGGUGAGGAUGCGGCUCGGGCACUUCAACGGCGACCCCCGGAGCAACCCGCUGUACGGGCACUUCGGCGCCAACGACGUGUGCUCUCCCGCCCACAAGAACCUGGCGCUCCAUGCGGCGGAGAGCGGCAUCGUCCUGCUCAAGAACGACGCCGGCAUCCUCCCGCUCCGCCGGUGGACGGUCGGGUCGGUCGCCGUCAUCGGCCCCAACGCCAACGACCCCGGGGCGCUCCUCGGCAACUACUUCGGCCCGCCGUGCGAGACCAUCACGCCGCUCCGGGGGCUCAACGGGUACGUGAAGGACGUGAGGUUCGAGCCCGGGUGCAUCGAUACGGCGUGUUGGUCCGCCGCGACGGGCAAGGCGGUGGCGGUGGCGAGGUCGACGGACCACGUGAUCCUGUUCAUGGGGACGAGCCACGUGCAGGAGGAGGAAGGGCGGGACAGGACGAGCCUGCUGCUCCCCGGGCAGCAGCAGAGCCUCAUCGAAGCCGUGGCCAGCGCGGCGAAACGGCCGGUGAUCCUGGUGCUCCUCACCGGCGGUCCGGUCGACGUGACGUUCGCGAAAUUCAACCCCAAGAUCGGUGCCAUCGUGUGGGCCGGAUACCCCGGGCAGGCCGGCGGGCUUGCCAUCGCCAAGGUGGAGAACCACGGUCCCAUGGACGGAAAGCACUCGGUGCUGAUGUUCCUCCGGUGGCCCAACGCGACGGGUGGGCGCCCGGCGAGCCAGCUGGUUGGGUUCCAAAGCCAGCACCUCGAGGCCGGCGAGAAGGCUAGCCUGACGUUCGAUGUCAGCCCCUGCGAGCACUUGAGCAGGGCGAGGGAGGACGGCAAGAUGGUGAUCGACGGAGCCUCACACUUCCUCUUUGUUGACGAGGACGACGAGGCCGAGAUCAGCUUCGACGCCUGA